AUGUUUCGGCCUUCAGGGCUUACCCACCUUUCCCAAAGGCGUACAUUUUCGAGCUCUACGCUUCAGCUUGCAGUCUACAAAUCCAAGUCCUUCAGCAGAAAAACUAAAUACGAUCCGUCCAAAAACAGAAAAGGUCCCGGCAAGGAUAAAAGAUUCAACAAACUUUUAGUUUCUGAGAAUUACAGGAAGAGCGCCACUGAUCAGGAAGUUCACGAGAAACUUCCAGUGUUUUCUGCUGAAAAUUUGCACCUUGAUGAGGUUGCUAAAUUCAAGAGAACAAGUUACCAGAAAUUGCAUAUCCUUGGUGCAUUCAAACCAAACCAGUUCAACGAACUGUACUCCAGGCCUAUUACUUUAUCGCGAAGAGUUGAGACUAGUCAAAUUCAUGAGUUUUUCACCAAGAGCUUGACUUCUUCAUCGAAAGAAAACAGACUGAUCAUAACGGGAGAUUUGGGGGUUGGUAAAUCGACGAUGCUUACACAAUUUCAUGCUCUAGCACUUGAACAAGACAGUGUAAUUCUUCAUAUUUCGAACAUGGAUGCUCUUGUUGACGGUUCCAGUGAUUUUAAGUACAACAGUGCAACAGGGUUGUAUGAACAGCCAAUGGCUACCAGAGACUUGCUCAAGAAGUGGUUUGCAUUGAACAAGAAUGUUUUCAAUAAAAUAAACCUUUCGAAACCAUACUCUCCAGUUUUUGAAUCAACCAAGAAGCAAAAACCCAUUGGUUUCACCGAGAAUAACACUCUACGUGAAGUUCUAGGAAAACUUUUGUAUAACCCUGCAGUGAGCCGUGCCAAUAUCUUUCAGUUUUUGAUGGACGAACUUGCUGCUCAGAAAAGCAUCCCUGUGUUCUUGACGAUUGACAACUUCAGUGCCCUUUGUCACUAUGCGAACACUAAGUACAGAGACAAGAACAACAAUCCAAUCUAUUUCCAAAAAUUCAAACUGCUGAAGACUUUUGUGGAUUUUAUCAGCGGUGACAAGACAUUCGAGAAAGGUGCAAUUGUCACGGCGACAAAGUUUGACCACAAGGAUAAUGACACCAUCCCUGUUGCGCUUGGAUUACGGGAGCCAGAUUACUACGCCAAGUUUGAUCAGUGGGAUCGCAAAUUCACUGAACAGCUAGCUAGAAACGGCAAGCCAGAACAUAUGCACAUCAAUAGAUUGAGCAAAGAACAGGUUCGUGCUCUUGUGGAGCACAUGCUGGAAUGUAAGGUGAUUCCCCAUGAAGUUGAAAAGAGAGGAUUCUCAAGACAGGACGAUAUUCAGGAGGUUUUGCCCAGACUAUCCGAAAUGGAGUACUUGCUCUCUGGAAAUGGAAAUCCACGCGAGCUCUAUAAGAACUGUGUUUUUUCUUACAUAUGA
Ogataea angusta is the source of this 1365-nucleotide messenger RNA. RefSeq lists its product as uncharacterized. The record is from RefSeq and is a predicted model, not a curated record. The transcript has a single exon. Gene Ontology annotation, biological process: mitochondrial translation. Gene Ontology annotation, molecular function: structural constituent of ribosome. Gene Ontology annotation, cellular component: mitochondrial small ribosomal subunit. Lineage: Eukaryota; Fungi; Ascomycota; Pichiomycetes; Pichiales; Pichiaceae. The coding region runs from base 1 to 1365 and encodes 454 amino acids.